Williopsis jadinii is the source of this 489-nucleotide messenger RNA. RefSeq names its product peptidylprolyl isomerase CPR1 (gene CPR1). Gene Ontology annotation, molecular function: peptidyl-prolyl cis-trans isomerase activity. Gene Ontology annotation, biological process: protein folding; protein peptidyl-prolyl isomerization. NCBI's taxonomy places the organism in Eukaryota, Fungi, Ascomycota, Saccharomycetes, Phaffomycetales, Wickerhamomycetaceae. The record is from RefSeq and is a predicted model, not a curated record. Bases 1 to 489 code for a protein of 162 amino acids. The transcript is spliced from 2 exons.
AUGUCUAAAGUUUUCUUUGAAGUCACCUCUGACGGUAAGCCACUCGGUAAGAUCACCUUCCAAUUGUACAACGAUGUUGUCCCAAAGACUGCUGAGAACUUCAGAGCCUUGUGUACUGGUGAGAAGGGCUUUGGCUACAAGGGCUCUCCAUUCCACAGAGUGAUCCCAGACUUCAUGUUGCAAGGUGGUGACUUCACCAGAGGUAACGGUACCGGUGGUAAGUCCAUCUACGGCGAGAAGUUUGCCGACGAGAACUUUGCUAAGAGACACGACAGACCAGGUUUGUUGUCCAUGGCCAACGCUGGUCCAAACACCAACGGCUCCCAGUUCUUCAUCACCACCGUCCCAUGCCCAUGGUUGGAUGGCAAGCACGUUGUCUUUGGUGAGGUUAUUGACGGUCUUGACGUUGUCAAGAAGAUUGAGUCUCUCGGUUCCCAAUCCGGUGCCACCAAGACCAAGCUCAUCGUCUCCGACUCUGGUGAGUUGUAA